Stereum hirsutum FP-91666 SS1 is the source of this 4856-nucleotide messenger RNA. RefSeq lists its product as uncharacterized. Gene Ontology annotation, biological process: RNA 3'-end processing. Gene Ontology annotation, molecular function: nucleotidyltransferase activity. The transcript is spliced from 11 exons. Bases 42 to 4022 code for a protein of 1326 amino acids. NCBI's taxonomy places the organism in Eukaryota, Fungi, Basidiomycota, Agaricomycetes, Russulales, Stereaceae. The record is from RefSeq and is a predicted model, not a curated record.
UAAUCCCCUCGACAAUUGCGGCACACGCAGCCCACCAGCAGAUGGCGGUCUACGCCCAGAGCAUGAGCUCGCCCCACGUCGCCCAGCACACCUCUCCCACCAUCAACCAGCUUCCCCCUGCCCAGCGCAGGCAGGCCUCUCGCCAGCGUUUCGUCGCUGAGCUCUCCCAGUGUCUCUACGAUUUUGUCAUUCAGCUUCUCCCGACGCCAGAAGAGCUCUCGGUGAAAGAGGAUGUCCGCAAGUUACUCGAGCGUCUUAUUCGCACCAUCGAGCCCGACAGCCGUCUAUUGUCUUUCGGCAGUACCGCCAAUGGCUUCAGUCUUCGCAACUCUGACAUGGAUCUCUGCUGCUUGAUUGACUCCGAUGAACGGCUCUCGGCUGCCGACCUGGUCACUAUGCUCGGUGACCUCCUUGAACGCGAAACAAAAUUCCACGUCAAGCCGCUCCCUCAUGCGCGAAUACCCAUCGUCAAGCUAUCACUCGAUCCAUCUCCGGGGCUUCCCCUCGGAAUAGCCUGCGACAUCGGCUUCGAGAAUAGACUCGCUCUGGAGAAUACCAGACUUCUCUACUGUUACGCCAUGAUUGAUCCUACCCGCGUCCGCACCCUUGUUCUCUUCCUCAAGGUUUGGUGCAAGCGGAGAAAAAUCAACUCUCCCUACCAAGGCACGCUGUCAUCAUAUGGUUAUGUCCUCCUGGUCAUCUAUUUCCUUGUACAUGUCAAGAAUCCACCAGUCCUUCCUAAUCUACAACAAAUGCCUCCAUUACGUCCCAUAUCACAUGAGGACUCACAUAUCGGAGAGCAUAAUACUUGGUUCUUCGACGACAUCGAGCUGCUGCGACAGAGGUGGCAAUCCGCAAAUACGGAUAGUGUCGCCCAAUUAUUGAUCGACUUUUUCAAAUACUUCUCGAGAGACUUCCUGUACAAUACUGGUGUGGCGUCAAUACGGGCAGGGCUCCUUAAGAAGGAGACAAAGGGGUGGCAGAACGACCUCGAUCCUCUGAGAUAUAAGGAUUCCAGAGAACGAAAUCGUCUCUGCAUCGAGGACCCUUUUGAGCAGGACUACAAUGUGGCGCGAUGUGUUACGCGGGACGGCCUGUACCUAAUUCGAGGUGAAUUCAUGCGCGCCUCAAGAGUGCUAACGAUGCGACCGGAACGGGCUAUCGUCGCCAUCGCCCAACUUUGCGAAGAGCGUGUAGGAGACGCAAUCCCAAUAGCAGGAUCGCAUCCUCCCUUCGUCCCUCCGAGAUUAUCGCCCUUGCCGCCACAGACCCCAUAUACAGUGGGCAGCAACCCCACCCGAAACGAUGUCUCCGUGCCCAUCCCAGAUCGCCUGUCGCCUAGUCAGGGUCAAGUUCUGUCACGGACUUCGGCGCUCUCGCCUACACCGGAGGCGGGGCCCUCGACAUCGACGUCGCAUCCUGAACAUAUGGCACCUAGACGCGGGAAAUGGACCUCGCCGCCACCCCCCGAGGCGCCUGAAGCCGAUCGAACAUCGUUCGAGAACAGACUGGGGCUAGGACUUGAAUUGGCUACAGCGUCGACCGAUGCGAGACAGGAAACGUCCUACGCGUCGUCCUCGAAUAACAGCGAGAUCCUCACAGAUGAAGAUCCGCUGGAUACGGACGACGUUCUUUCUGUUCAGUCGAUGGCUGAGGAACCUUCUUCCGCUCGUGCGGCUCGAAUACGAACGAUGGGCGGGAUAUCAGACUCGCUGCCUAAUGGUCAUUAUAACCAUUCGCCACAGUCGCCACAGUCGGCUAUCCCGACUUAUCUUCACCAGUAUCAUCUUCAUCACCACUCCCAACAACCAGAUCCUGCCGCAUUCUUUGCGAACGUGAACCACGGUCACGUAGGACAGAAUGGGGUUUCUGCACCUGCAUUUGUGCCGUUCAUGCGAGGUCGGCAGCAGUUUAACUUCAGACUUGCGGACAAGUUGAAUGAGGGCCAGCCGGUAUCGCUUUCGCCUGUCCUCGGUUCUGGACAUGGACAAGGGCACGGACAUAUCGGUCAGUCGGGCGCUAUUCCAAGACAUAUGGAACGGAUGGCCAACGCAGCCGCUGCUCGAUUGCCCACAGCCUCGACAUCAUCCUCAUCCUCAACAGCGACGCUGAACGGGUCUCCGAGCAGGAGGUCGAUCUCUGGACCCGCAAGGACUCGGACGCAGUCGAAUCGGGUUCAGAGCUCUACAAUGGGUGGUAUGGGUACACCGUCCUUUGUCCCUGUCGCGUUGGUGACGCCUUUACCGCCUUCACCGCAGGAUGCCCAGGAGCCGUCGACGAGCCCUCCGCAUGUGUUUUACGAGACGUAUCCGACGAAAGAGAAUAUACCCCAUUCGCAGGCUCAAUCUCCUUCACAGACGCAGAGUCAUAGCCAAGCACAGUCCCCGUCACAGCAGUAUUCGUCGCCGUCGCAUUUGCAAAUGCAAUUGCAGCAUCAUUUCCAGCAGUAUGCACAUCAGCAUUCACCUCAACACCUGUACUCACAACAACAGUCACAACAACAUAUGCCGACGUUCGUACCUACGCACGAUCUUUCUCAGCAGGUUAUUCAUGCGCCGAUUAGUAGUAAGAGGAGAGCGAAGCUGCCGGAGAUGAUGGUUCCAUCGCCAUCGCCGACGGUGACACCUUCGCAGUCGCAUUUCUCUGUCACUUCUAAUCUUACCUCCUCCAACUCCGCGUCUUCACCGACCCAUACUCCUCAGCCGUCUCGGUCUCCAUAUACUGUUCAUCUCCCUCCAUCACCGCUUUCAACAGGACCCUCGAGCCCGUUAUCACAGCCACAGCAUUCACAUCCUUCGUUCAUUCCGCCUCAUCCUUCAUUGGCUUCGUUACCCCCGAGACCUAGUCCUCCAUUACAACAGCAACAUCAUUCACAUUCGCAUUCGCACUCUGCGGCGACGAUCAUUGCGCCGACGACGCCUGGGAGGGGAGCCUUCUUUGGACGUGAUGCCGUCCUGCCAGGUGACCUCUCGUCGAAUUCGCGGUCUAGGAGUAGGUCGAGGAGUAGGUCAAGAUCGCGGUCGUCGCCUCCACCUCAGACUCAAAGUCAACAGUCGAAGUCGAAGUCUUUGAGGAGCCAGCUCGACCCCACCGUCCCUCCGUUUUCGCUCCCGAAGGAGGCGUCACAUGUGCUCCGUGCUCUGCGAGCAUCGAGGGGGGAACCUGUGUCGCAAGCAGAACCUCACUUGCAAUCGAACGGUCAUUCAGACUCAUACUCACCUCCACAUCCCCCCUUACCUCAGAGUAACGCCCCCGCGAGCCUCUUGGAUCCAUCGAGUCUCAUCUCGUCCGCUACACCCACCCACACCCACACCCAGGAUCACACCCUUCCUCGUGCUCACGACUCCCUCGUCCGAUCUCAGCAGCCUAAUGGCAGUGGCGCCACAAAAUGCGUCUCGGUCUCGCUCGAAUCCGCCUCCGUAGACUCGACGAACUCGGAAUCGCCUGCGCCUUCGUCAUCGGAGAGUUCGCAGUACGAGCCUUCGGCUUCGGCGUCGCCGAUGUCGAGCUCGCCGUCUUCGCCGGUGCAGGGGAUGGGUGUGGAUGCGUUCGUUGGGGGGAAGGUGGGUGUUGUUGGGGUGGGUGAAACGCAGGUGGGUGUGCAUGGUGAUGAUGGGAAUGGAGAGAAGGAGGAGGUUGAGAGGUUGGAGCUGGAGUUGGAGAUCCAGCCGAUGUCGGAGAAGGUGGAGACAAGGACGAUGAACGAAGAGAAGGAUCAGAAGGUUGAGAUGAAGGCGGAUGUUGAGACUGAGGUUGUGGAAGUGGAGUCCAGAGGCGGAGAGAAAGUCGAACAGGAUGCCAGCGCACAGACUAAGGGUGAUGACGUUGUCACUCCGACUCUCCCUCUGGCUGAGAACAUCAGUGUGGACGUCGGGGAGACGAGGGCACGGGGAGACGAGGUGUUAAGCAAGAACGAUGUGGCGCCGGUGGAGAAGGAGAAGAUGGAUGCGACGAAGUGUGCGUUGGCUUCAACUGGGAGACCUAAUGGUUUAGUGAAGGCAGAAGAAGACGAAGGACGAUAGUAUCUGCGACCGUGCAUCUGCGGAUAGCUGUUCUGCGUAAUGUUUCGACUGCGAUUCACUGGUGGGUCGCAGUUCCUGACGUUCGAGGCGUCCAAAGCUCACAGACUCGGCCGAAUCUUGCUGCGUCCGCGGUCUAUUGAUGCUUGUUCAGUGCUCCUUCCAUCCGUCUCGAAGAGUUUGUGCAUGGGCGUGCGUGUCUUCUGAUAUCACUGUGCCACCCAAGGCUGCGUAAUAGCAUCUCACCAUCCGUCGUUGGUUCAUUCAUCAAUCGUUCCGGGUUUUCCAUGCGUGUCCUCAUAUUGGGUCCUCGGCUUCUCGGUUUCCCGUCUUCGCAGUAUGCAAUCCUUCUUCCUCACUCGUCAAAUAUCCUUCCCAGUGUAUCUGCUUUCUCUGCAUUCACGCUCCAAGGUUCUUCAUCUAGAUCAUGUCUGUCUGACUCAUCUCUGUCCUAUCGUUUCUAUGUGGAAUCCAUUUCGCACCAUUCGUAUCUCUGUUUCCCAAUCUGUGUUGCAUCUGCCUUCCGGUUCCAUUAUUGCCAUCGGCGCUCAGCAUUCGGAGCUUCUUCUCUGCUACUCUGUCCUUUCUUUGGCUCCCUCCAUCAUUCGCCGUCGACCAACUUGCCCACUUCCCCAUAUUCACAUGAUGAAUCGAAAAGCUUGCCUGCCCCAUACUGUACUUUUGUUUUCUUCUUUGCUGUCGCUCAGACCCCACCCACCCAAAUCAAUCCAAUCCAAAACUCUUGUGUAUAACUUUAUUAUCCUGUUCGGAUUUCUUUUCAAUAACUUACAUGGGCCUUUUUCAAACUCAUUAACAAACAACCACUCUCACUCGCCC